Brassica rapa (field mustard) is the source of this 2060-nucleotide messenger RNA. RefSeq names its product bifunctional 3-dehydroquinate dehydratase/shikimate dehydrogenase, chloroplastic. Lineage: Eukaryota; Viridiplantae; Streptophyta; Magnoliopsida; Brassicales; Brassicaceae. Gene Ontology annotation, biological process: chorismate biosynthetic process; shikimate metabolic process. The record is from RefSeq and is a predicted model, not a curated record. Gene Ontology annotation, molecular function: shikimate 3-dehydrogenase (NADP+) activity; 3-dehydroquinate dehydratase activity; NADP binding.
AACUCACCACCAAUCCCCAGCCACCUACCACUUCGGUUUUUAGUGUAUAAAGUUGUAAGAAAAAAAAAAUGUGAAAAAGGCCGCACGGUUCCGUUGACGACGACGGCUCUCAAUGUCUGUUUUUUUAACUAAUCCUCGUCUCACCUACCCUCCUCCUCAUGCCCUCUCCACCCCUCGACCGUCACCAACCUCCGUCGCUAACCUCCGUCUCCCCGCCGCUGACUUCUCUCGCCGCUUCAAAUCUAAUUUCUUCUCCGCCGAAUUAUCUUCCCUGCGACGUCGAAGCAUGGAACCAAUCAAUGUCUAUGUGGCUUCAAGUACCACUGGAAUGGAGAUCGGAAGUCAAGAAACUGCGAAGAAUCCGAGCUUGAUCUGUGCUCCAGUGAUGGCGGAUUCAAUAGACAAGACGGUGAUUGAAACGUGCAAAGCUCAGGAAUUGGGUGCAGACUUGGUGGAAAUUAGAUUAGAUAGUCUAAAAGAGUUCAACCCUCUUGAGGAUCUGAAAACUAUUAUACAAAAGUCUCCUCUCCCCACUCUCUUCACCUACAGGCCAAAAUGGGAAGGUGGUCAAUAUGAAGGUGAUGAAAAUGAGAGGCUGGAUGUGCUCCGUUUGGCUAUGGAACUAGGAGCUGAUUACAUUGAUGUUGAGCUUCAGGUUGCAAGUGAGUUCAUCAAAUCGAUUGAAGGAAAGAAGCCUGAAAAUUUCAGAGUCAUUGUUUCAUCUCACAACUAUCAGAACACCCCUUCCGUUGAAGAUCUCAGUGACCUAGCCUUAAGAAUACAACAAGCUGGAGCCGACAUAGUGAAAAUCGCUACCACUGCUGUGGACAUCACAGAUGUUUCUCGCAUGUUCCAUAUAACCUCAAAUGCUCAAGUUCCCACAAUUGGACUUGUUAUGGGAGAAAGAGGUCUAAUGUCUCGGAUUCUUUGUUCAAAGUUUGGUGGAUAUUUAACCUUUGGAACCUUAGAAUCUGGGAAAGUCUCAGCACCUGGUCAACCAACGAUCAAGGAUCUGCUGGAUCUUUACAACUUUAGAAGAAUUGGUCCUGACACUAAGGUGUAUGGAAUCAUUGGCAAGCCUGUCAGCCACAGCAAAUCACCUAUUGUUCACAAUCAAGCUUUCAAGUCAGUUGAUUAUAAUGGAGUAUAUGUGCACCUCUUGGUUGAUGAUCUUGAGAGCUUUCUCAAAACAUACUCAUCCUUUGAUUUCGCUGGAUUCAGCUGUACAAUUCCUCACAAAGAAGCUGCAUUGAAAUGUUGUGAUGAGGUUGAUCCAUUGGCUAAGUCUAUAGGAGCUGUGAACACUAUACUAAGGAGACAAAGCGACGGCAAGUUGCUGGGUUACAACACGGAUUGUAUUGGUUCCAUUUCUGCUAUUGAGGAUGGCCUUCGAAGCUCAAGUGGUCCAAGCAGUGUACCUUCUUCUUCAUCUUCGCCAUUAGCUGGUAAAACAGUGGUGGUUAUUGGUGCUGGUGGAGCAGGCAAGGCCCUUGCUUAUGGUGCAAAAGAGAAGGGUGCCAAUGUUGUAAUUGCUAAUCGAACUUACGAGCGAGCACUAGAACUUGCAGAAGCAAUUGGAGGUAAAGCCUUAUCUCUCACGGAUUUAGAUAAUUUUCAUCCAGAAGAUGGCAUGGUAUUGGCUAACACUACCUCUAUGGGUAUGCAACCAAAUGUCGAUGAGACUCCCAUCUCCAAGCAUGCAUUGAAGCAUUAUGCACUGGUCUUUGAUGCGGUUUAUACACCAAGAAUCACACGACUGUUACGGGAAGCAGAAGAAUGCGGAGCAAUAACUGUGUCAGGCUCAGAGAUGUUUGUGAGGCAGGCCUACGAGCAGUUUGAGAUUUUCACCGGUUUGCCUGCUCCAAAGGAACUAUAUUGGCAAAUCAUGUCAAAGUACUGAGAGUCUGAGACCUCACACUUGUGUAUGUGUUUCUUACUAGCAUUUGUAUUCUCACUUAUGUGAGGACAUAGCUGAUUGAUGCUCUCUGUGUACUUAUAAAUAAACGAUAAAAGCUUGUUGAGUUUAUGGAAAGACAGAGUUUUGCAGAGUGCUUGUCAAA